This is a messenger RNA of Sinocyclocheilus anshuiensis, 3673 nucleotides long. Its product is annotated as peroxisome assembly factor 2-like. The record is from RefSeq and is a predicted model, not a curated record. Gene Ontology annotation, molecular function: ATP hydrolysis activity; ATP binding. Lineage: Eukaryota; Metazoa; Chordata; Actinopteri; Cypriniformes; Cyprinidae. The coding region runs from base 1 to 2619 and encodes 872 amino acids. The transcript is spliced from 13 exons. Gene Ontology annotation, cellular component: cytosol; peroxisomal membrane. Gene Ontology annotation, biological process: protein import into peroxisome matrix.
AUGAAGGUGCAUCUUCUUGAGGACUUUCCCUCACACAUUCAUCCUCUACACGUGCUUAUCAACAAACCGCAAUUCACUCAAAAGUUCCCAAACCACACUGGACCCACAUACGUGUUGUUACUGUCCCUGAUGGACUCGCAGUCCCCCUCUAAUCGGGGUUUUUUGGUGUGCGCGCACGCAACUCCGCAGGAAGAGACCGAUGUAAACAUUCCCACGUGCGUCGCUGUUUACGCGAGCAGAUCUUUCCUCAAACACUACAGCCUGAAGGAGCACUCACCGGGAACGCUUCGUCCACAGUCUCUGCUGCCGUUAAAGAGGAUUGUGAUUGGCGCUCAGACCAAGCAGAGCUUUAAAUGGGCUUCUUCAGAGAAGUUCUCCAAUGCUCUGCUGAUCCUGGCCUCCUGUCACGGACAGACUCUGCUGGCGAGGCAAGGCGAUGCUCUGCUCUUACCCUACCAUCAUUUACUGGGUGAAGAAGCCGCACAGGUGCAGCAGCAGCUGUCAGAGGUGAUGGUGCUGGAGUGCACACCUGUCAGCCAGGGCACGAUAACAGUGGACACCAGUAUGGUGCUCUCCGACUGCAGAGAUCUGGAGCUUAGCAGCACCAGCAUCAUGCUAGCGUCCUCUCUCUUUGUCUCUGAUUUCGCCCAGUAUGCGAACAGUUUGAGUUCUGGCGGCUCUUUGCUGAACAGUAGAGUGCUGGACUUCAGUGCUUUCUCGCAGGCUCUUGAAUGCAGACUCGGUGUGCGCGUGCUAGACGCCUCAGACCUCCACAAACCUGGAGGAAUACUGUCUAGGCUCGAGCGUGAUGAAGGACAUGACGCUGACAGCACUGUUUUUGUGAACAAGAGCUUGUUGCUGAAGCUGGGUGUGUUUAACGGGGAGUGGGUCAUUGCGUCCGUCCCAGCAGAGAAGGUGAAGAAGAGUCCCGUCUGUGAGACUCCCUGUAAGAGACAGGGACGCGUUCAUCUGGUUGCACUCAGAGCGUUUGACACAGUUAGGCACCAAGACACGGAUGGGAAUGACUCUAAUGUGGGCUUGAUUUCACCUGUUCUGUGGUUUAACCUGUCAGACGGGAUGGCAGUGCCUGUUGGAAACAAGACCAUAAAGAUUAAGAGGUGGAAUAAGGCAUCGUCUGAGGCCGGGUCUCAGAUCUCUGUGAGCGCGUGUCGAUGUGCAGCGCCGCCGUUUGCUAAAGAGCUGCACAUUGAAGCCGUCAUAUCUCCACACUACAGCUCUCAUGGGCCCUUCGACAGCAUCCUCUACAAACACUUCAGCUCACCCAGGCUUGUUCAGCCGGGGAGUAUAUUGGAAAUCCCAUCUGAAGGGCAUCCCGAUCUAAUAGAGAACAGCUCUGAAGGAAUCCUCAGGUGGCCUGUGCUGUAUUUCAGAGUGAAACAGGUGUGUGGUUUCUCUGCUGAGGUGGAUGAGGUUUCUUCAUAUCUGGCUGACUCCAGUCACACUUCACUGUACAUGGGAGGCUCCGCCCACAGCUGGUCUCCCUGCUCUGUUCUGCCGAAGGGUUGGUCUUUCUGGACGAGUCUCUGUCCUCCGAGUCUGUCCAGCACUGUGGAGCAACUGCUCACUAUCAUCCAACCUCACUUCUGUGAAGGCUCUCUAACAUUAAAAAGAGUCUGUUCGGUUCUUCUGAUGGGUCCGGAUGGCAGUGGUAAAGUUACCGCAGUAAGAGCAGCUAGCAGGAGGCUACAUCUGCAUCUGAUCAAGGUGAGCUUGUGGUGGUGGGGUCUGAGCAGCCCGCGGGAGCUGUCCUCAGAUGCGAUGGCAGCGUUUGUGCACCAGGUGGCGCUAGAGAGUCUGUCCGAGGAGCAGCGCAGGACGAUGCUCUCCAGUCUCAGUGAGGACCUGCUGUUGGGAAAAGACGUCAAUCUUCGCAAGAUUGCCAAACAGACAGCUGGUUUUGUUUUAGGAGAUCUUUGCGCACUCCUUACCAACGCUGGGAACGCCGCUCACAGACGACUUCUGCAGACGUAUUUUUCAGAAGCGACGAGUGAACAGGAAGAGGAGGAUCUGUGUGUCUCUGGGAUGAGCGUCACGUCUGAGGACUUCAGCGUGGCUCUGGAUAUUCUACAGGAGGCGCAUUCACAAGCCAUCGGAGCGCCACAAGUUUUGCCAUGUUUUAUUAUUAGGGUUGUGUCGCCGCUUUUAGCAGAGCUGGAUGGUCUUCAUUCAUCUGGAGACGUCUUUGUGAUCGGAGCAACUAAUCGCACAGAUCUACUGGACCAAUCAUUGCUCAGGCCUGGCAGAUUUGAUAAGUUGGUGUAUGUGGGUGUGAAUGAAGACCGAGAGUCUCAGCUACAGGUUCUGAAGGCGAUCUUGCGCAGGUUUAAGGUGGAUCCCAGCGUGUAUCUGUCGGAGGUCGUGGAGUCCUUUCCUCCUCAGCUGACCGGAGCCGAUCUCUACGCGCUCUGCUCGGACGCCAUGAUAUGCGCCAUCAAGAGGAAGAUUUCACGAAUCACUGAAGGUGUGGAUUCAGAGGCCAGCGCUCUGACUCUGUGUUCAGAAGACUUCAGACAGGCUCUGGCAGGCCUUCAGCCGUCCGUCUCUGAGCAGCAGCUCAACAGAUACAAGCUCAUCCAGCAGAAAUUCACCGCAAAAUAGCAUCCCAAACACUCGCCCAUCUGAAAUCACGUAACUUCUGAAGUGUCCUAACCGGACCCGGUGUGAUAGAGCUACUCUCAUUGGCCCAUAUAACUAAAUAUAUUUAAUGUCAAAUAUCAUCUGACUGGCUGUGAUUGUGUCAUGUUUGAGCACAGACGGAUCGAACAACACAAGAAACGUGUUGCUUCACAUCUGGUUAGGACCUGCUCAUGUUUACUUUCUUAUCCCGCAAGAUCUCUUUGCAUCUUCCUUAAUGGGUUUCAUAUUUAAUGCCUGAAUGGAAAUCAGUCAGACUGAAGAAAACUAAUGAGAAACUAGAAAUGAGAUUAAAUAUAAUGAAAACUGAUUUCUAACUAGCACUGCAAAAACUACAACUAAAGAUAAACUUCAGCUAGACUCUGUGUGUGUGUUUGUGUGUGUGUGUGUGUGUGUGAUGAAGGGCACUUAAUUACAGUGUUUUUCAUAAAUGUGAAGUGAAAUUAGUCUUAUACAAUAGAAAAAUUCCCAUAAAUCAUCCUCAGGGCUUUGAUUUUUACAUAUUGGCACACGUUGGUCACACUUUAUAUUAAGUGCUUAGUUUUGGAUAAUUUAAUUCAUAAUUAAUUUGCUAUGCAAAUGUUAUAAAGAGCUGAUGUCAGUGGUUUGAUUUAUGCCUGUAUAUUUUUAGAAAUGUUAAUAUUUUUUCUGUUUUAUAACUGUGCAAUUACUACUUCAUUACUAUGUUAUUACUACAUAUAUGUAACAAAGGACAAAUGGGACAACUUAAUAUAAAGUGUUACCUUGUUUAUUCAAAGAAUUACUGAAAAGAAUCUUAAAAUGCAAUGAAAUUAAAUGUAUGUGAUUCUUCAAACAAAUCUGUGUGUCUGCUUUGACAUAGUAGCUAGAGAUAGAAGACAAUAUGAACACAAAAGACAGAAUUGUUCAAAAAAGAAAAUGGGUUUCAAUCUGUGCAAGCGUAUGUUUUGACUCAUUGUGCUGUAGCUUGUUGGGUGAAUCUCUCGAAAAAUGUGAAGAGUCAUAUUUCACCUCAAAAUCAGAUGAAACAAGACACAAG